Coniophora puteana RWD-64-598 SS2 is the source of this 552-nucleotide messenger RNA. RefSeq lists its product as uncharacterized. The record is from RefSeq and is a predicted model, not a curated record. Gene Ontology annotation, biological process: autophagosome assembly; protein folding in endoplasmic reticulum. The coding region runs from base 1 to 330 and encodes 109 amino acids. Lineage: Eukaryota; Fungi; Basidiomycota; Agaricomycetes; Boletales; Coniophoraceae. Gene Ontology annotation, cellular component: membrane; EMC complex; endoplasmic reticulum. The transcript is spliced from 4 exons.
AUGGCGUCUCCCCAGGACGCGAAUGCCCAGCUGCUAUACACCCCGAAUGUCGUUCACAACCAGUCCUUGAGCUCAGUCAAGUUCAUAUCUUCUUGCUUCGCCGGCGCCGUCGCGGGAAUCCUGGGGCUCGAGAACUGGCACGGCUUCGCGCUCUUCCUCGCAUCCAUCCUCUCCACGUCCUUCGUCAUCUACGCUGUGAACUGCAAGGGCAAACCUGCCAAGUAUCUCACGGGCGGUCUCUCAGAGCUCACGAUGCCCGGCCAGGACAACAUAUUCACAUUCAUACUCGUGUGGACACUGAGCUAUGGCAUAGUACAUGUUUAUGACUGAGCAUCAUCACCGCUCAUACCGGUAUACUUGAUCCAUUUUGCUCUGGAUGGCUGGCAGAAGUGGACCGAGAGAUUCGCUAGGAUCGGACGAGUGUUGAUCUGGGAGCCUCGGUUCUGUCAGUAAGCUAGGGCAUGGGUUCAAUCGGGUCAUGAACGGUGCAGUCUGUCAUGGAAUAGGAUAUGAAUUUCUCAUGAUGGCGCGCGAUUGCAAAGUAUGCGCUCU